GGAAGAUCUCCUCCAGCGCGAGCGCAUAGCUUAUGAGCUCGUCAUGGCGGCAACUGCACUGCAGUGACUGAGAAUUAGGCGGGCCCUGGCCCUGGGCCUGCGCCUGGCCCUGUUGACAGUGUGAGCAAAUGAUGCAGCCAUUCCCCUUGUCUUGACAAAUCUGAUUGAAGCAAUCCUGUCAUCUCGUUGGAGAGGAACUGCUUUCGUUUGUGAAAUCAGCGGGAGUGAAUCUCUUGAUGUAGUCACUAACUUUGACUUGCUUAAUUUGGAGCUUUUAUCUCUAAACACGGGAAAUGUGAAGCACAGUGCGCCGCAGCCAGCUCAAAUUUAAAAGCUGCUGGAUGCCCAAUUGCGAAGAUGCUGGGAUUGGCGUCCAAUACAACGUGCAGAUUCGUGAACGCAGUAUGCGGGACGAUUAGGCAUAUGCAAAACCGUAAAGAUCUUCAUAGAAGACAGCAUCUGGCAGCUAGUGUUUGCACGCUUAUUGGAACGGAAAGGCCAAUCUCGGCAAACCACGCUGGCAGUUGGCAGCGGGGAUCACAAGGUCUUCAACAUCGAGCAUUGGCUUCGGAGUUUUACAGGGUGCAAAAGCCAGCGCUUGACAAGGAAAGAAAGAAAACUGGCUCAAAAAAAGCUUCCUGGGAAAAUUCUCUGCCACUGGCUCUCAGCCAGUCUGUGCCAAGCUCCUCCUUUCCGGUUGCAACAUUGGCCAGAAGUGUGGGGCUAAAUACAGGGCUCACUGGAAAGACGGAAAGAGCUUGCAGAAUAGAUUGCAGCAGAAGUUUGCAUUUGGAUGCGGCGCCACCUUUAUUGCGAAAGGUACACAGCUUUGGGGCUCAGUCAACAUCGCAUGGCAGCGACGUGGCAGAGACGGCAGCACCGGCGCAGGAAGAAGUUGCAGUUGACGAGAUCCUAGCAUUCUGGUUCGGCGCCAGCGACCUAACAAAAGGUCCCCCACCAAAGAAAAUGACCCAGCGCUGGUUCAGGAAGGACCUGGACUUUGACAAGCUGUGCGAAAACAAGUUUGGACCGCUGAUCGAACGGGCGGCGAGGGGGGAGUUUGCGUCUUGGGAGGAGGAGCCAGCCAGCAACCUGGCCUUGGUGAUCCUUCUCGACCAGUUUAGCCGCAAUGUCUAUCGGGACACGCCGCAAGCGUUUGCUCAGGACGCUCAGGCUCUCAGGAUUGCCAAAAGGGCCAUUGAGCGAGGCUUCGAUCAAAAGUUCGGCUGCCUGGAGCGCUCGUUCUUCUACAUGCCCUUCGAGCACUCGGAAGACUUGGAGGAUCAAGACCGCGCCUGCCAGCUUUUCGUGGACCUGAAGUCGGCAGCUCCCGCCGACGUUGCCGAGCUCUGUGACGGGUUCCAUGAGUUUGCUGUGAAGCACAGAGAAGUCAUUCUCCGAUUUGGCAGGUUUCCGCACCGGAAUCAAAUAUUGGGGCGGAAAAGUACUUCGGAAGAACUUGACUUCCUGAAGCAGCCGGGCUCUCGUUUCUAACUUAUGGUGCAGUAUACAUUAUAGAGAGCGUGCCUGACGGUACAAGCUUUGGUUUCUUUGCACGUGAGGUACAUAGAGGGGCGCGACGUCAUGCAGUUCUCUAUAUAGAAGGACUUGAUGUAGUUUAUGUACUUGUAAGUAACCGAAGUACUGACGCGGUCAGAUGGAGAAGCGGUCUUGCAUCGGGCACUGGAGCUUCGAAGUCGAUCACGCAUUGCAAAUGCAAUCACGCAAUUGCGUCGAAACAUGUGACUAACGGUCACGUUUGUAGCCGCGCUGGGACACAUUUUAAUUUCUACUUCAAGCAUUAUUGGAUGUCAAGGAACUCGGAUCGAUCAGUUGAUCCAUGUGAAGG
This is a messenger RNA of Klebsormidium nitens, 1849 nucleotides long. Lineage: Eukaryota; Viridiplantae; Streptophyta; Klebsormidiophyceae; Klebsormidiales; Klebsormidiaceae. The record is from the annotation of a GenBank genome assembly.